Molecule: messenger RNA, 3090 nt
Organism: Zychaea mexicana
Lineage: Eukaryota; Fungi; Mucoromycota; Mucoromycetes; Mucorales; Lichtheimiaceae
Product: Vps54-like protein-domain-containing protein
Exons: 8
Coding region: 1-3090 (1029 amino acids)
Biological process (GO): retrograde transport, endosome to Golgi; Golgi to vacuole transport
Cellular component (GO): GARP complex
Molecular function (GO): syntaxin binding
Source: RefSeq, a predicted model, not a curated record
AUGCAACCGCGAUCGCACGCGGCAGGACAACAACAACAACAGGGGGAAAAUGGAAACGGAUCAUCCAGAAACUACUUGCAUCAUCACCAUUCGCCUUCAUGGAACUCCUCAUCAGCAUCAGCUCGUCGUCAUCUCAGCCCAAACAAUAUAACGACUGCUUCGGCUUCACCCGCUUCACCAACCAAUGCCAAUUCCCCUCGACCGACCUCGCCUCGGACGACCCCGGUGCAUUCCAUGGUCCGUGAACGAUCCCUACAUCGCGAUGAAGGAACAACUAGUUCCAGUCGUCCACCGUCCAUUCGCUCAGCCUCGUCGUACGGUCGUCCGUUAAAUCGACUCAUGCAUAAUGCCCAUACGCGUCGCCAUUCCAGCUACUCUAACUUUAGUACAAUGAGCGAAACGUCGUUACCUUGGACAACUCGAGAUAUUGGCUUCAAUGCGAUUUCGGGUGUGCUUAACGAUCCCGCUAAACGAGGACAGACAGUAGUCAAGCCAAGCAAGGCUGAUGUCCCCCCAGUACCACAUGCAUCCAUUACAAAAGUACGGCCUUCAGACUUUGAUAAUUAUCUAGAGCAUAUUGGCCCAGUGUUCGACCGAUACCAGCACAACAAAUUGAACGACGAAGAAAACAAUGCACUAACAUCACCUGUCAUAUCUCCCUAUGGCUCGUUGCACAAUAUCUUGGAUACGCUCGACGAAUCGUCUUUGCCAGCACACCAACGUCGAAGCGGACGCAAUCCUUACGGUCAAAUGCUGUCGAGCGAAAGUCUUGCACUGUUGGACAACGUUGCACCUGAACCGACGCCUCGAGAACUGCCUAUGCUUGAAAACGUGCCACAAAUCUUUUUUGACCCCGAUUUUCAGCUAGAAAAUCCACGGACAUUUGAUGCAGUAUGUGAAGGUGCAGAUAUUAUUGGAAACAGUGGACCCAAUCCUCCAGUAUCGACAAACAGCAUUUUGCAAGAAAAACUAUCGUACUAUUUGGAUACAGUGGAAGUCCAUUUGAUCCGGGAAAUCGAAAAUCGGUCCUCCUCGUUCUUUGAAGCAUUAUCCAACUUGCAAGCACUCCAUCAACAGACGCUUGACUGUGUAUCACAAAUCCAUACCAUUCGACAAAAGAUGAAGGAAAUUCAAGCGACGAAAUGCAACGACGGUUUACAGGUUGUACGAUUACAAGUACGUCGGCGGAACCUCGAGCGGUUACAGGAAGCGAUCCGGAUCAUCAAAGAAGUUAGGGCGGCACAACCUAUGAUCCAGGUACUUCUUGGGCAAGGUGAUUACUUUGCCGCAUUGGACCUUAUUGACGAGACACAUGCAGUGUUGGAAGACAACAAAAAAGCCGGGGUGAUCGAUUUGAAGCAAGUCCGUGCACUGGCGAACUUUUCCACUCAGCUGGAUGAAAUGCAAAAGGCGGUUGGCAUCAUGAUGCAGCACGAUUUUUUGAGCAUCCUGCUAUCCGACCUGAGUUACCAGAUCGAAACCAUCGACUUUGACAAGGCCAAGGAACGGAUUCUUGACCAUGCGAAAUUACCACGAUCACCUCCACAGCCACGGGAAGAUGUUACCGACGAAGAAUUAUUGGAACGGCUGAUGCCCAGUACUGUUGGACUAAUACGAACAGACAUGUUUAUGCAGACGAUGCAAGGUUACCGUGAACGUUUGCUUACAGAGAUCAAAGAAAUCGUGCGUAAAAAAUACCCAGCCGUGUCACCAACCGAUGAGCCAGGGCAAAACAGCCCAGCACGACAAUUGCGUACUAUGCCCUUUGAUUCUUUCUUCAAGAUGUUAUUAGACGUAUUUAUCAUGCUAAUACGAGCUAUACAACGGGCAGCUGUGUAUCACAAAAUACUAUCUCAGUUGGUCGACAAAUGCGUGAUUGACGAUGAGGAGAAGAAGAAGGAUAUGAAAAAGGAAUCGAGUGAUAUCGUUUUUGCGGCUGCCGAUUUAGCUCACGUGCGAUGCGCCAAGCUCAUUGGAUUCCGAAGCGAGCAAAACGCCCAGCUGAACCCAACCGAUUUUUAUCGACUGGCAAGCGUUAUGCGCACCUUUAUACAACAAUGCGAGUCCUAUUGUGAACGAACAUGCUUUGGUUUGCGUGGGACGGUUCUUUCUCAGCAAAAGGCAUUCAUUGACCAUUUUCAUAUGGAGCGUGUCAAGCAAGAAGCUCAGUUGAUCGAAAACGAGCAGUGGGUAGCGAGCGAGGUUCCAUCCGAUUUCCAACGGAUCGUUGAUCGUAUAUGUGACGGCAGCGUAUCAUCACUGGCACAGGAGGACACUGCGCCGCCGCAAAAGCAAGAAGAGGAUCGGAGAAGCACCAAGUUCCUCAUUGUCCACGGAACUAGCUAUUUUGUUGUCGGCUGCAGUUUACUUAUCAUCAAAAUGUUUGAAGACUAUCUGCGGUGCAUAUGGAACCUGGAGGGAAUGACAACCGAUAUUAUGCAAAAACUGGUAGAAUUAUUAAAGCUGUUCAAUUCUCGGGUAUGCCAAGUCAUUCUAGGUGCAGGUGCCAUGCGCUCCGCUGGAUUAAAGAAUAUCUCAGCGAAACACUUGGCUUUGGCUUCACAGUCUGUUGGCAUCAUGAUCGGCCUGAUACCGUCGUUGAAGGAGUGUGUACGCCAGCAUAUGCCUGCAAAACACACGGUAUUAUUAUCCGAGUUUGACAGGAUAUUGAAGGACUACCAGGAACAUCAAGGCGAAAUCCAUGCCAAAUUGGUGGCAAUCAUGAACGAACGGUUCUCAGUACACGUCAAGGCGAUGCAGGUCAUCCAGUGGGACGAGGAAGACGAAUCAGGAAAAAUACCCAACAAUUACAUGGAAACUUUGGUAAAGGAAACCAUGACUCUCCACAAAGUCCUCAGCAAGUACCUGCCCCACCAGAAUUUGCAGAGCAUCAUGUCCGAAGUAUUUAAAUCGUUUACGACCCAGUUAUCACAAGAAAUCAGUAAACUGUCAAUAACUACAGAAUCAGGAAAAGAUCGGUUGGCCAAGGAUGCAGCGUAUUUCACCAAGCGUCUAUCGUCGUUGAACGGAAUCGAUCCACCAUCUGAUGCUGUAGUUAAUGCCGUGAACGAAAUAUCCACAUCAGCUUAA